This is a messenger RNA of Coniophora puteana RWD-64-598 SS2, 654 nucleotides long. RefSeq lists its product as uncharacterized. The record is from RefSeq and is a predicted model, not a curated record. Gene Ontology annotation, biological process: proteolysis. Lineage: Eukaryota; Fungi; Basidiomycota; Agaricomycetes; Boletales; Coniophoraceae. The transcript has 3 exons. Bases 1 to 654 code for a protein of 217 amino acids. Gene Ontology annotation, molecular function: glutamic-type endopeptidase activity.
AUGCGCAUCGAGGGCGCUGAGGACGUCGAGAUCUCCCACGUCCAGUACUCAUCCAACUGGGCCGGUGCCGUCUUCUCCGAGGGUGCUGGAACCUUCACCGCCGUGACUGGUACCUUCACUGUCCCCACUCCCUCCGGCUCGGGCUCUGCCUCUGCUUGGGUCGGCAUCGACGGUGACUCGUGCGGAAACGCCAUUCUCCAGACCGGUAUCGACUUCAACAUCAACAACGGCCAGGUCUCCUACGAUGCCUGGUACGAGUGGUACCCCGACUACGCCUACGACUUCUCGGGCAUCAGCGUCAACGCCGGCGACCAGAUCAAGCUGACCGUGACCGCAUACAGCACCACGUCGGGCAUCGCGGUGAUCGAGAACCUGAGCAACGGGCAGCAGGUGCAGCAGCAGCUGACGUCGAGCAGCGCGCUGUGCGAGCAGGACGCGGAGUGGAUCGUCGAGGACUUCGAGUCCGGCGGCUCGCUCGUGCAGCUCGCGGACUGGGGCACCGUCACGUUCACGGACGCAACGGCGACGACGGCGUCGGGCAGCCAGGGGCCCGGCGGCGCGGGCGAGAUUGAUAUUGUGAACAGCAGCAACCAGCCGAUUUCGUCGGUUACGAUUACGGAUUCGAGUGUCACUGUUACCUACACUGGCAACUAA